AUGGGUCGCAGAAAAAUUAUGCGUACAGCAGCUGAAGGAGAGUGUAUAAAAAAAAGUCGGCGUGAACAAGAAAAGGAAAGAAUACGUCAUCGAAGAGUCGCGAACAUUCAGUUACAAAAUCCAAACGUCAACGAUGUUCCAUUUUCAGAUCGUCUUACAACAACAAAUAUUGCUAUCAAUAUAGAAAGCGCAGAUGUAAGAACUUUAGAAACUGUAAACCGCCCUUUAAGUCCCACUUCUUACGAUUUCGUUCACAAUUUAAUAAAUAAUCCGGGAACAUCUAAUAAUUCAUCGUCUUCAUUUACAUUUAUAGAAAAUGAUCCUGAAAACAACGUUACUAUUCACGAUGCUUCAUUACCAUCGGAAUCUCCAUCACAAAAAAAUUCUUAUUCAUCGGUUAAUUCAUCAUUACCUACAACUACCGAAUACCGCUUUCAAACUUUUGACCAUGAUUACUGUUCUUCUUCAAUAUUAAAUUGUAAUACGGCUCGUAUGUCUUUUGCGGCUACAAAUUCAUCUCCUUUACCAUCUGAAGAUUUUCCUAAUCAAUAUUUUAGCUCUGAUCAUGAUUAUUGUGAAAGGUCAUGUCCGGAAUCUACGUCCACACAAUAUCGUCAAUUUGAUCAUAAUUAUAGCAUGCCGAACGAAUAUUCUGACAGUACGAUUCCAACAACCGAAAAUUUCAACGGAAAUGCUCAACCAUGGCAAAUGAAUAACAACAUUAAUAGUACACAAGAAUAUUACAUAGGUCAAAUGAAUGUAAAAUGUCGUCAUUGUAAUGCGAAACAUUUUGUUGCCGAAAAAGUAGCUAAUAAACACAAUUCUUUUAAUAACUGCUGUCGUCAUGGGGAAGUAGUCUUAGAACCACAUCCAGAAUUUCCGGAAUUAUUAAAAUCUUUAUUUUUAGGAAAUCAUACAAAGUCAAAAAAUUUUUUCGAACGCAUUAGGAAUUUCAAUAGUUCAUUUUCAUUCGCGUCUUUUAAUGCAAAUUUGACCAAUUUUUCAUCUCAAAGAUCUGGACCGUAUUGUUUUAAAAUACAAGGACAAAUUUAUUAUCAAGUGAAUACAUCAUUAUAUCCAUCCUCAAAUGAAUCUCCCAGUUAUGGACAAUUGUUUAUCAUAGAUCCAACUGAAUCAGCGCAGUAUAGAUCUGAGAGAAAUGUUGGUUGUGAUGUAGAUCUUUUACAGGAAAUUGAUUUAACACUGCGACAAUAUAACAUCUUCGCACAGUCAUAUCAGAUGAUGAAAGAUGUAUUGCAAGAUAAUUCAACAAAUAAUUCAGAUGGACAAGUAAUUGAACCUGAAUUAAAUUUACUCUUUACUCUUAAACCUGGUAUGGAUGUGCGACGUUAUAAUUUCCAGAGAGUAAAUGAAGUUGCUGCGGUGUUUUCAACUACGGCAGACGGUGAAAUUCCCGAUUCGUAUGUUACCAUUCAAAAUAAAACUACCAAAACCUUCCAAUAUCUAAGUACUAUGGAUCCAAACACUGAACCUUGGGUUUAUCCUCUUUUCUAUCCACAUGGCAAUCAAGGUUGGCACAAGUCGAUACCGUAUAAGAUUAAAACUAAUAGAACUGUAACUCGUGCGGAUUAUUAUAAAUAUAAAUUAGCAAUUAGGGACGAUUUCAAUGUAUUUCUCAUGGGACGUCGAUUAACGCAACAGUGGAUUGUCGAUAGUUAUGUAAAGAUCGAAAAAGACAGAUUGAAUUAUUGCAAAUUCAAUCAAAAGAAAUUGCGGGCUGAAUAG
Messenger RNA from Cotesia glomerata, 1746 nucleotides. RefSeq lists its product as uncharacterized. Bases 1 to 1746 code for a protein of 581 amino acids. NCBI's taxonomy places the organism in Eukaryota, Metazoa, Arthropoda, Insecta, Hymenoptera, Braconidae. The record is from RefSeq and is a predicted model, not a curated record. The transcript has a single exon.